Molecule: messenger RNA, 604 nt
Organism: Lasiosphaeria miniovina
Lineage: Eukaryota; Fungi; Ascomycota; Sordariomycetes; Sordariales; Lasiosphaeriaceae
Exons: 2
Coding region: 161-478 (105 amino acids)
Source: RefSeq, a predicted model, not a curated record
GGGUUGUCGAUUUAGGGGGGAACUGGAGGUAGGCUGUGAGGAGGGGUUGUUGGUUUGGGGAGCUGGAGAUAGGCUGUACUGUUCUUUCUCCCUGCGCCCUUGCUUCCUUGUGUGUUCGAGGGUGCCUGUUGGGUAGGCUGUGAGGGGGUUGGCUGUGAGGAUGUUGGCUGUGAGGAGGGAGCUGACUGUGAGCUUCCUUCUGUGUUUGAGGGUGCCUGUGAAGAGGGGGUUGUCGGCUGAGGGGGGAACUGGAGGAAGCUGCACUGUUAUUUCUCCCUGCCACCCUUGCUUGUGUGUUCGAGGGUGCCUGUUGGGUAGGCUGCGCUGCUCUUUCUCCCUGCUGCCCUUCUUGUUUCCUUGUAUUUUCAAGGGUGCCUGUCGGGUAGGCUGUGAGGAGGGAGUUGCCUACGAGGAGGUUGGCUGUGAGGAGGGGGUUGGCUGUGAGGAAGAGAUUGUCGGCUUAGGGAGCUGGAAGUAGGCUGCGCUGCUCUUUCUCCCUGCCGCCCUUACUUCCUUUGUGUUCGAGGGUGCCUGUUGGGUAGGCUGUAUUGUUCUUUCUCCCUGCCGCCCUUCUUGCCGCCCUUCUUCUUUUGUGUUCGAAGGU